AUGCGUUAUGUUAUGCGGAAUUUGUUAACCUUAUUAUGUAAAUUAAGGGCUGGAGAGCAUGUAUUCGUUAAAAUCAAGCCACGACGAGGAGUUAUCCGAUUUGGGAAGAAGGGAAAACUAUCGCCCCGGUAUAUCGGACCAUUUGAGAUUUUGGAGAAGAUUGGAGAGGUUGCCUACCGCCUAGCCCUGCCACCACAAAUUGACAGAGUUCACAAUGUUUUCCAUGUGUCUAUGCUUCACAAGUAUAUGUCUCACCCCUCUCACAUACUCAACUGGGAGGAGGUCACACUUAACGAAGACACAACUUUCGAUGAACCUGUCGAGAUACAAGAUUAUAGUGAGAAGAAUAUCAGGGGUAAGACGAUUAAACUCGUCAGGAUCUUAUGGCGACAUCAGGGUAUAGAGGAGUCAACUUGGGAGAGAGCAGAUACUAUGCGCACCAACUACCUGUAUCUGUUUCCACCAGAAGGUAUACUUUAA
This is a messenger RNA of Rhododendron vialii, 480 nucleotides long. RefSeq lists its product as uncharacterized. The record is from RefSeq and is a predicted model, not a curated record. The transcript has 2 exons. Lineage: Eukaryota; Viridiplantae; Streptophyta; Magnoliopsida; Ericales; Ericaceae. The coding region runs from base 1 to 480 and encodes 159 amino acids.